CUGUCUCACUUCGGACAGCACCCGUAGUACAAAGUCUCUACUAGUCGCCUGAGCAACCGAGACACAAUUGACAAUCGAGAGAUAUUUACCGCAAAGCCCUGUCACUAGACUGCAUCAACAUCAUCAACAAUCUACUUGGACAUCAUGGAGAAAAUCGACACACACGCGCAUGUUGUCCCUCCUGGCUGGAGGAAGUAUUGCGAAGAGCAUGGGUUUGGAAAGCCCGACGGAAUGCCAGCGAUUCCAGAAUGGACACCAGAAUCGCAUAUUGCACUGAUGGACAAGCUAGGAGUUAGCAAGUCCAUUCUCAGCAUCACAUCCCCUGGCACUUAUCUGAAGCCUGGCGAUGAUGCCCUUGCGCGCAAGAUCACUCGCGAGACCAAUGAGGAAUUGGCAGAAAUCUGUGCCAAGUACCCUUCUCGCUUUGGCUUUUUUGCAUCAUUACCUCUGCCCGAUAUUGAAGGAUCUCUGGCUGAGAUUGAUCACGCCCUCAAGCUUGGCGCAUCAGGUUUCGCUGUAAUGACCAAUGCGCACGGCCAAUAUCUCGGGGAUUCUACUCUCGAUGCCGUCUUCCACAAGCUUAAUGAAGUCAACGCCAUUUUGUUCAUGCAUCCCACCACUUGCUGUGGAAGCGACCCUGCCGCUGUCAAGCCCAUGAACCAAUAUCCUUCUCCAAUGCUAGAGUUCUUCUUUGACACUACGCGCGCAGUAACAAAUCUACUGCUCUCUGGAACUGUGGAACGGAAUCCCAACAUCUCAUUCCUCGUCUCUCAUUGCGGAGCUACUCUUCCACCGCUUGUGGAGCGGUUCACAAGCUUUGCAGCCAUUAUCAACGCACCUUCAACGCUCAACUCAGAUCAGGUUAAAGAAUUGUUCAAGACUAGAUUCUUUUUCGAUCUUGCCGGGUUUCCAUUUCCUGAUCUUAUUCAUGGAUAUCUUCGUGUCUGUAAUGAGUCUCGGUUGCUAUACGGUACCGAUUUCCCGUACACGCCAGCACACAUGAUAGAAAUCCAAGGCCAGGCCAUGGAUAGUGGACUUAGAGAGUUGUUUGACGAGGAAACUAUCAAGGGUAUCUACUCUGAACAUGCGAAGAGAUUAUUAAAGCUUUAGUCUAUUUGCAAUGUACGGAAUAGAGACAAUAGAUAAAUACAUGGAUCCAACUCAUAGCCAUACUCGUAAAAAUGCCAGUGUCACUCAUAAUUCGUCAAAGGUUAUUGUGAAUUAUUUUGGGGAAUUUUUUUAGCUGAAUACGCUUAACACGUCAUUUAGAGGAUUACAAAAAGAGAAGACAAAGAGGCUCAGCAUCUUGAAUUGUAUGCUUAAUACAUCGGAGUAACCACUUAGACCUGGUAGCGUUGAGAG
Molecule: messenger RNA, 1362 nt
Organism: Trichoderma harzianum CBS 226.95
Lineage: Eukaryota; Fungi; Ascomycota; Sordariomycetes; Hypocreales; Hypocreaceae
Exons: 2
Coding region: 145-1110 (321 amino acids)
Biological process (GO): secondary metabolic process
Cellular component (GO): cytoplasm; cytosol
Molecular function (GO): carboxy-lyase activity; hydrolase activity
Source: RefSeq, a predicted model, not a curated record